Otolemur garnettii (small-eared galago) is the source of this 3211-nucleotide messenger RNA. RefSeq names its product odr-4 GPCR localization factor homolog (gene ODR4). The coding region runs from base 180 to 1544 and encodes 454 amino acids. The record is from RefSeq and is a predicted model, not a curated record. Gene Ontology annotation, biological process: intracellular protein localization. Gene Ontology annotation, cellular component: endomembrane system. NCBI's taxonomy places the organism in Eukaryota, Metazoa, Chordata, Mammalia, Primates, Galagidae. The transcript has 15 exons.
GAAUUAUCUGCGUGUGAGAGUCGGUCGCUUUCUGAUGAAUUCAUUGGCGGUGGAAUUGGGACCUGAGGGUAAUCUAUCCCCUAGAGGCAGGCUCUUACACCCUAAGCCUUCAUCUAGGGAGGACGGAUUUAUCUGCCACGAGUGCACAUUCUGAAAACAGAUUGAAUUAGUUCUCUAUAAUGGGAAGAACGUACAUUGUAGAAGAGACUGUUGGCCAGUAUCUUUCAAACAUCAAUCUCCAAGGAAAGGCAUUUGUCUCUGGCCUUUUAAUAGGACAGUGUUCAUCACAAAAGGAUUAUGUGAUUCUUGCCACUAGAACACCACCCAAAGAGGAACAAAAUGAGAACCUCAAACAUUCCAAAGCUAAGUUGGAUGACUUGGAUGAAGAGUGGACCACAGAACAUGCCAACCAGGUAUCCCGAAUGCUACCAGGGGGACUUUUGGUUCUUGGAGUUUUUAUUGUUACUACUCUGGAACUAGCAAAUGAUUUUCAAAAUGCCCUGCGCAGACUAAUAUUUGCUGUGGAAAAGUCCGUGAGUAGAAGGAGACUGUGGAAUUUCACAGAGGAAGAGGUUUCAGAACGAGUGAUGCUUCACAUUUGCUCGUCUACAAAAAAAAUAUUUUGUCGAACUUAUGAUGUCCAUGAUCCAAAGAGUUCAGCAAGACCAGCAGAUUGGAAGUAUCAAAGUGGAUUGUCAACUUCAUGGCUUUCUUUAGAGUGUACAAUUCACAUUAAUAUUCACAUCCCACUUUCUACUACUUCUGUCAGCUAUACUUUGGAGAAAAACACAAAGAAUGGACUUACACGCUGGGCCAAGCAAAUAGAAAACAGUGUUUAUUUGAUUAAUGGACAAGUUAAAGAAGAAGAUUGUGACCUAUUAGAAGGACAGAAAAAAUCGUCUAGAGGAAAUACUCAAGCUACUGGUCAUUGUUUUGAUGUCAGAGUGUUAAGAAAUUUGCUCCUGAAUUCAGACCACAGAUCCACAGCCACAGUCCAGAUAUGCAGUGGUUCUGUGAACCUUAAGGGAGCUGUGAAAUGCAGAGCUUAUAUUCACAGCAACAAGCCCAAGGUUAAAGAUGCUGUGCAGGCAAUGAAGAGGGAUAUAUUAAACACAGUUGCUGAUCGUUGUGAAAUACUAUUUGAGGAUCUGCUUUUGAAUGAAAUUCCAGAAAAAAAAGAUUCUGAAAAAGAGUUCCACAUCCUCCCUCAUCGAGUUUUUGUCCCCAUUCCUGGAUCCACUGUAAUGUUAUCUGAUUAUAAAUUUGGUGAUGAGUCAGCUGAAGAAAUCAGAGAUCAUUUUAUAGAGAUGCUAGAUCAUAUGAUUCAAAUAGAAGACUUGGAAAUUGCAGAGGAAAUAAAUGCAGCUUAUAUGAGUUCCUCUGUGAAUAGUCAAGCUUCAUUGGACAACACUGAUGAUGAACAACCAGAGCAAUCAAUUAAAACCACAAUAGCAUUGAAGAUUCAGCAAAACAUAGGUAUGAUCGCAGCAUUUGCAGUUACAGUCCUUGCUGCGGGUAUCUCCUUCCACUACUUCAGUGAUUAGAGUGAGGCACAAAGAUCUUCCUGAUCAUCCAGAGAAUACUGAUCAACAAUUAUGAGUAAUAAAAUUAUAAACAAUCCAUUUGUAUUUAAGAUAGUAGCCACCAAAUCUGCUGCCAUAAUACCAAUGAGGUAUGUUUUCUGACUAAAAGGAAAUCACCAGCUGCCUUGGUUAGCCUGUUUAUAUUAUAGGUGGCCCAGGUUUCCAAAAAUAAAGGUGUGCAUCUAGAGGGAAACUGCAUGUAACAAAUCAUUAUUAUCUAUUUUUAAAAGGCUCAAAAUGAUGGGAUAUUACUGAUCACAGAUAUUAGUCCUACUAAUCUGGAUCACACAUUAAUCAGGACAUUAAAUGCUGAACAGUCAAGUGUUGACUCAUUAUCUUAAUAAUAGAAGAUUAGGAGAAAUUUCUACCAAGUGGGGCAACCUUGGGGUUAGUUCAUCCUCUUGAACCUUUCUAAUAUAUAUUCAUUUCCAAUAAACUGUAUGCUUUUGUUCUAAUCAAGGAGUAGAAAACCUUUCUGGAGAGGUUUGAGUCGUUGAAGAAUGACAUAAAUUAUGUGCUUUUUCAGGUUAUUGUUGACAACCUGAAGUAAUCCUGAAGUAUAUCAUAAUAGUUUUAAUAUAUUUAAUAUAUAAAAUAAGACUUUUUCUCUCAGCAGUAUGGUAGACUAGAAAUUGUAAAACAACUAGGUCCUGAAUAAAAUCUACUUUUAAAUAGGCUCAAAGGAAGUAUGAGAAAUCUUCAAGAUUCACCGCUCUGUUUCCUCCUCUACAAAACUGAAUAUGUUUUAUGUUAGGAAUCACGAAUAUUAUAUUAAGCACAGAAGUGGACUAUGGCUUCCAGUAUGGCAGAUACCAAUAGCAGCAUGGCACAUGUAGUUUGCCUCAAAUCAGAAACAAGGAGAGACCCAAAUCUGAGAUGCUGUUCUAGAAAGGUCAGUUAAAGAAAGUUAAAUGGCCCUCAGUUUGUAGUACUCUAGCUCCUGGCAGAAGCAAAGGCAAAUGUUCCUUAUUUAGGUCUAAGAUUCCCAUAGAUUAUGGUCAAGUAGUAGUAUUUCAUGACUGUAGAUCACAAGGCAUAAGUUGAAACUAGCGAGCAUGAGAAAGAACCUAUAGAAAAAGUAAACAGUGAAUUCAUUUCCCCAAAUCUCAUUACCAACAUAAGAAAUGAAGGAUGUAACCACAGGCAGGUGUGAAAAAGAAACAAUUUAGAACUGAGAUGUAUAUUUAUUGAAGUAAGAAAAAAAGAAACUUUUAGACACAUUGAGUAUCAUUAGCAUCAGGUGAAGAGACAAGAGAGCUGGCAGCUAGAUUUAAGUCAUAACCCACUGAGCAGGCAAGAAAUAAGGAGCUAAAAAUUAUUAGAAAAUUAAUAAGUAUAAAGACCAGGAGGAGAGAAAGGAAGAGAGGCAAUAUUUGAAGAGAUGACGGAAUUUUCAACAUUUGUUGGAAACACAUGAAUUCAUAAAUUCGGGAAGCACAACAAAUCCCAAAACAUACUCAAAUAAAAUUCAUCCCUAGACCCAAGGUAGGAAACUGCAAGGUGUCAAACACACAAAACCAACCCAAAGGGGGAAAAAUCAUCAUUAUAAAGGCAAGACAGAUGCUUAGCAGGCUUCCCAGCUGCAACCGUGUACCGAAGAUGAUAGAAUAAUAUCUUCAGAAUUUUGA